Messenger RNA from Haliotis rubra (blacklip abalone), 2509 nucleotides. RefSeq lists its product as uncharacterized. The record is from RefSeq and is a predicted model, not a curated record. The transcript has 7 exons. Bases 223 to 1269 code for a protein of 348 amino acids. Lineage: Eukaryota; Metazoa; Mollusca; Gastropoda; Lepetellida; Haliotidae.
UCGGCCUUGUCAACAACUGACUUAUAACUGUGUGAGGAGAAGAGAAUUGCUGUAGAGGGACCAUACAUUCAGCGUUGAUGUGGUUUGCGCGUGUGACCUGGUACGAAGAGGAUUAGCAUAAAAAUAUCAAGAAGUUUUGCAUAAUGGAGUCGGGUUCAUUCUCCUAGAUAAGAUAGCUGGAGACACGGCGGAACCAAGAAAGACAUACUAAACAAAGCUACAAUGAAGUUGCUAAUGGUGAUCCUGGUGCAUGGAGGCAUUACAGCAUCGUUACCAACAACUCCUGUCAAAUACACACUUUACCCCGGUUUUAAAACCUGGAACGAGGUUUAUGCAAUAUGUCAAGCUCAAGGUCAACACAUGCUCACUCCGGACACAUUGGCGAAAUAUACGAAUUUUCAGGAAAUCGCGGCUGAUUGGAAAAAUAAUUCACUUUUGACGAACGAUUACUGGACUGGACUUCAUCAGUCUCAACCAAACGACAACGUGUCGAGUCUGAGAUGGUCGUUGGACUGUGUGCCUCACGGAUGGGUCGAGUGGGGUGGUUUAUCUGAGCCGGAUCAUCUUGCCAUUCACAGAUGUGUGCGACUUCAUGAUUCUGAGAGUGCUGGGUUCAGGACUAGGGCAUGUAGCUCUAAAUACCAUAUUGUCUGCGAGGAAUACACAGGGGAUUGCACAUUUGAGAUGUUUGAAUCAAACAGGACUUCCGGUCUAACAAUUCUUUGGAGGACGAAAGUGAAGACAACACAAGAAUGCAUGGACGCUUGCAAGAACUAUUCCUCGGAGGCCAUGGAAUGUGUGGCUUUCCAUCAAAUAACGUCACCUACCUUGACAGCCUGUUAUUUUUGGGGCCGGCAGUCGGUUUUCGUUAAAAGUAAUCCGUCCCUGGUAGCUGACAGUGGAACAAAUACUUACGUUAAAAGAUGCAUCGAAGGUGUGUAUGAGCCGACUGCCCCGGACGUUGCACCCAAUGAUAACAUGGUACCGGUGGUUUCCUGCAACUCUAGCGCCGAUGGAGCAUCAUCUGUGAUUCUUUCACCUUCUACUCAAACAGCGCUGCUUUCAGCUUCCCCCAGCGAGUGCUUCUUCGAUCCUGACAACGUCCACGCAAGAGCUGACCUCUCCGUUGAUAGCAAGCGUCCACAUAACAGUCGACAGUUCAUUUCAGACAUCAUUGGCGUCUGUGACAGAGGUGACCUCGUCAUUGCUGCCCAGAGUUCAGUCAACAGGCGACUCAUCGUUUCAGUCAACGUACUCAUCCGGGAUUGAGAUGACCACGCCGUUGAUGCCAAGCGUCCCUGAAACAGUCGACUCAGCGCUUCAGUCAGCGUACGCGUCUGUGACAGAGAUGACGUCGUCAUUGCUGUCCAGCGUUCAGUCAACAGGCGAUUCAUCAUUUCAUUCAACGUACGCAUCCGGGCUUGCGAUGACCCUGACCUCGUUGAUGCCAAGCGUUGACACAACGGUCGGGAUGUUUCUUAUCGAUGAGUCGUCAAGUUUAUCUGACUGGAAAGAAUCCAGUUUCAAGUCUUCUGCAAAGACUGAAUCUCCUUAUCCAAGUAAAGAUCCGAGUUCAUGGGAUUCAAAGACGUCUCGUGACCAACAACCGGUAUCUUCGAGUAUUCACGACGGAAUGAUGACAACAUUGAAAGAUGUUUCUUUGGCACCAACCAAAUCAAUUGUUUAUGAGGUUACAGACUGCCCCUGUAGCUGCAGGUACAAAGAACCAUUUGACCUGGAGGAUUUGGAUCUUGCAAUAGACAGAAAGAAGGUGUCUGCAUACAGAAGGUCCAAGACAUCUGCCGCAGAUGACCGUCCAUCAGCCCAAGCAAUUGGAAAGACUGGGAUCGCCAUCUUGGCGUGCGUGUUUGUGUUCAUCGUGUGUAUGGACUUAGACAGGGUUGCGAUGUUUGUACAUCAAAUCUUUAAAAAGAGGAGCGUUGAGCGGGUGUGAUUAUCUUACCAGGUACUGUCGUCAUCAGGCUUUUUUGUGGCUGAGUGGGUUAGAUUGCUGAUUGUAUGUGCUGGCGAUGAGGAGAUUCACUCUGAAACUGUGGGUUCGAUUCUCGGAUGGGUCUUGUCUCAAUUGUGUUUCCAAAUGUGACGCAUGCAUUAAAUAUGCACGAGUAGGAAUUCUUAAGCUUGGUCGUUACAUUUAUGUCUGUAUGCAAAGAGGUAUUGUUAUAGACCUAAUCCACGUUUGAUUUAUAACUACAAACGUAAUACCCUCCUCAGGGAGUUGAGAAUAUAAUUCCAAUACACAUGGAUUCAAUGGCCGCGGCAAAACUACAACAUGCAUAGAAGUUUAUAAUCUAAUCUAAUAACAUUUAAUAUUUUCUGCCCAACUGAAAUGUUGAUAUAAUAUGCUGCUUAUAGUGGCCUUUAGUGGCAGUGGUUAUUAUAAUAAUUAUAACAACAGUAGAUAUAGUACUUAUAUGAUUGUUACCCGUGAAGAUCCGGAUUAGAAUUGAUCUUCAGUAACCCAUGCUUAUCGUAAGAGGCGACUAAC